Telopea speciosissima is the source of this 1390-nucleotide messenger RNA. RefSeq names its product ankyrin repeat-containing protein BDA1-like. Gene Ontology annotation, molecular function: protein binding. The transcript is spliced from 3 exons. The coding region runs from base 20 to 1390 and encodes 456 amino acids. NCBI's taxonomy places the organism in Eukaryota, Viridiplantae, Streptophyta, Magnoliopsida, Proteales, Proteaceae. The record is from RefSeq and is a predicted model, not a curated record.
AUACAUAUAUAUAAUAAUAAUGGAUCCAAGACUGAUGGAAGUGGCUAAGAAUGGAGAUAUAAAUGCAUUUUACUCAUUACUUGGAGAGGAUCCUUCCAUCCUUGAGUAUGUGGAAAAGAUUUCAUUCAUUAAUACUCCUUUACAUUAUGCUGUGUCAGCUGGUAAUAUUUGUCUUGUGAAGGAAAUUAUAAAUUUGAAGCCUUCUUACACUUUGAAGCUAAACCAAGAUGGAUUUAGCCCUCUACACUUAGCUUCAAAAGAUGGGAAUCUAGAGAUGGUGAAGGUGCUCUUGAAAGAUGAAAGUGGUGAUGAUGGUCUUUGUAACCUGAGAGGCAGAGAGAAGAUGAUUCCUCUUCAUUGUGCAGCUAUUGAAGGACAUAUUAAAGUUUUGGAAGAAUUGCUCUCCAGUUGCCCAAACUCCAUCAAAGCUUUAACUGUUAGAGAGGAGAGUGUGGUUCAUCUGGCAGUGAAAUCCGAUGAGGUCAAAACCUUCAAAGCAUUGUUGAGUUGGGUUCAAAAGCAUUGGCACCACGACAUUCUAAGCUGGAAAGACGAAGAAGGCAACACUGUCUUGCAUCUUGCUACCUCAAAAGGACAAUAUGAGAUAGUAGAGGUAUUGCUACAUAAUAGCCUCCUUGUUAGAAACGUUGUCCGAGUAAAUGAAAGAAACGCGGAUGGGUUGACAGCAAUGGAUCUCCUACUGAAUCUUCCAAGUAGUAGUACUCCAAACAGAGAAAGAAUUAAAACUAUGUUAUCCGAAAAGGGAGCUAAGAAAGCCAAAGACAUUAAUGGAUGCCAAGUAGCAGCAAAGACUACUUCUGUACUGAAAUGGGUGUUUAAUUCAUCAAGAAUUAAAAGUGUGUCAAGGUAUUUCAAAAUGAAGGUGGAGAAGGAUACUCCAAGUGAUGAGCGUAAUGCGCUGUUGGUGAUAGUUGUUUUAAUUGCCACUGCAACUUAUCAAACCGGAAUUAGUCCCCCUGGUGGUUAUUGGGAUAAAGAUGGUACCACCAACUACGGUGGAACAUACUAUGCAGGACAGCCAAUCUGGUCUACAGUAGCACCAAUUACAUAUAACUUGGUCAUGCUAUUUAAUUUUGCUGGGUUUAUUCUGUCAUUGAUACUUGCUUACAACCUCACACUAGGAUUCCCUCUCAGGGGUCCCCUGCUACUAGCUCUGGUCUUUAUGUUGCUUACUUAUUCAUGGUCUACUCCAAUCUUUUAUAAUGAUUAUGGUAAUGGUCCUGCCGGUGAUGAUUAUCUCUUGGGGGUUGGUAAUUUGAUGUUGUGGCUUCCGGUUGCCAUAGCAAUAAUCAUCUGGGCCAUUACGGCAAAAUGGAUGGAGCAGAUCUGGUGGAAGCUUUCGCUACUUACUGGUCAUGUGAGGUAUUAA